AUGACGACCGUUACAAGUGGCAAUUCAUUGAACAAUAAUCGCAGUAGUAAUAAUACAUCACCUGCUUCAUUUAAUCUAGCAGAAGAACCAACACCAAUAAUAACAUCACCGCCGCUAUCAGCAUCAUUGCCUUCUUCCUCUUCGUUAACAUCAUCUCGGGAUCGAUGCCGUCGUUGUCAACAACUUGUCUAUUGUACAGAACGCAUUGGUCCUGUUAAAGAUGCUCUUUAUCAUAAAUUAUGUUUUAAAUGUUUAAAAUGUGAUCGCCAAUUAGAUUUUAAAACCUAUUUUACAAAUUCAAUUGAUUUGAACGAUAAAGAAAUUUAUUGUCAAAGUCAUGUGCCUCGAUCUGGUAAAGGUGUUUUUUCAACGGAAAAUAUUCACAUACAAAAUGUUAUGAAAGCACCGAAAUUAAAUGUCAUGCAAAAACUUGAUGAUCGUCAUACCGGUAUUCAUUUGGAUUCUCACUCGGUUUCAAUUGUGCAUGCUAUGAAAGCGCAACAAAUGUUUCAGCAAGGUCGUGAAAAAGUUUCUGCUAUACACAAAUUUCCAGCAUUACCACCAGAUAUGAUAAGAGCACGCGAAGAAGUACGUCGUGCUCAAAAAUCUUUAGAAGAAAAACAACGUCAAGAAGAAGAUCAAUUGUUUAUGAAAUUUCGAAAUGCUCGUGAAAUAGAAGAGAAAAAAAUUGAACGAGAAGUAACCGAUGAAUGGGAAAAGAGAUUACAAAUGCUUACAGCCAAAUAUGAAGAAGAUUUGCAACGGAAAAAAGAUAAAAUUAUUGAGCCUGAAUUAACACUUCGGUUUUCAAAAGAAAAAGCUGAACUUGAACGAAAUAUGACAUUGAAACGAGAUAAAAAACGAGAAAUGGCUCGAAAACAAUUAAUGGAAAAAGAACAAGAAACAACACAUUCACUCGUUUCAAAAUUUAGUAAAGAAAUGAUCACUCUAAUACAAGAAAAAGAACUAGCAGUACUUACAGAAAAUGGUGUUGAUGAUCAUCGAGCAAUAACGUUGCUUCUGCAACCUCCACCACCUCAACCUCCGCGUCGUCGUAAACGUGAUCUAUAUGAAGAUCCAUCCGUAUUUGAACAUGUCGAUCAACAAGCGAUUGCAGUUGCUGAAAGUGAACAAACAUCUUAUACAGAAUUAGUCGAUCAACUAACAUAUGGUUUAUUAACAGAUUUAGAAAAAUCAAGGGCAAUAUUCCGGUGGAUUACUGUAAAAGAUUUAAAUGCUAUUGAUUUUCAAAAUAAUCUCGCUGCCGAUACACCUAUGGGUUUAUUACGUGGGAUAAAAUAUGGUACAGAAACUUAUCAUACAUUAUUCAUGCGUCUAUGCAGUUUUGCUGCGUUACACUGCGUGGAUGUGAAAGGUCAUUCGAAAAGUGUUGGCUACGAACCAGGUAUGCGUAUUGGCGAAGGAAAAUUUACCAAUACAUGGAAUGCUGUUGUCAUUGAUGGUGAAUGGAGAUUUGUUCAAUGUAAUUGGGGCGCUAGACAUUUAGUAAUGAGUAAAGAUAAAAAGGAAGCAGAUAUAGCACCACCAAAACCAACAAGAGAAAAGAUCAAAUAUCAAUACGAUGAACAUUAUUUUCUACCUGAUCCAGACGAUUUUAUUCUUGAAUUUUUUCCAUAUAAAAACGAUUGGCAAUUACUUGAAUCGCCCAUAACAUUACAACAAUUCGAACAAUUGCCUUUCGUUCGUUCACUAUUUUUUCAUUAUCAUCUAUCAUUUGUUAAUCAACAACACGCAAUCAUACAGACUGACAAUCGUGGUGCAUGCGAUAUUAAAUUACGUAUGCCGGAUUCGCUGAAGCAACGUUUAGCGUUUCAUUUUCAUUUACGUUUUUCAAAUACUGGACAAACAGAAGAUUCAAAUGAUUUUCAAGGCAUUAAACUUGAACGUUAUGUAUUGCAUACAAUACAAGAUGAUCUCGUGUCAUUUAAUAUUCAUCUACCACAAGAAGGAGAUUAUUUUAUAGAAAUUUUUGCAUCACUUGUCGAACCUGAUCCAAAUCCAUUUGGACAAAGUUUUAAAUUAAAAUGUGUGUGUAAAUAUCGUAUCGUAUGUAAAGAAUUAACUCAAAGAAUGCAUGCUCUUCCAACUUGUGCAUCAGGUGAAUGGGGUCCAGCAAAAGCUAUACGUCAUUUUAAUAUUCAUCCUUUGACACACUUCCAAGCUAUUUUUGAAACAAAUCAUUUACCAGUUAUUGUUAAAUUUAAAUGUCCAAAAUUACUUAAAUUUCAUGCAAAACUCAAUUCCAAUCAAUAUCCAUCCACUAGUAGCGAUACCAAUGCAUUGUCGAAUACAUCAACAUCAUCAAAUACUCUUGAUAAAUAUGUUAAAUAUGACUAUGAUGAACACGAUUUUAUUGUCUCAUUUAUUAUUCAACUACCAAGCGAAGGACAAUAUGGUAUUGAUUUAUAUGCACGUGAUCCAGAAUAUCAAACAGAAAAGCGAACGAUGUCACAUUGUUGCAAAUAUAUUAUCAAUUAUUCGAAAUCACCGAUGACUGCGACAGCACCUAAUAAUAAUAAUAAUAAUAAUAAUAAGAAUCCUCAUACAUAUAGUGAUUAUUCAUUUGAUCGUACAAAAUCAAAUGGACAACAGAAACUUAUUUCACCGCGUGUCAGUUCUGUUUUAAUUCAACCAGAACAAACUCGUUCACCGCGUUCAUCAUCAACAUCACGAGACAUGAAGAGUUCAGGAAAUUCUCCUUCAAUCCCAAUGCCUAAAAUAGGCGGAAACUCAAGUUUACUUUCUCAGUUCGGCAUGACUCCCAUCAGUCAUUCUGAUCCAUCAAUAACACUUCAUUCAACAAAUUCUGUUGAAUUACAAUUUCAAAUUUGUAAAAUGGUUGAUUUUUCAUUCGACCUUAUAUAUCAUCAAACAUUAUCUGAUCUUUCAUCACGUACACCAUUAAACAAUUUAAACCAACGUUUAAAUGCAUCAGAUUAUGUGACUAUUAAACCGAAUGGUGGUUUUAAUGUUAUAUUUGCAUUAAAUUUACCUAAACCAGGUGUUUAUACAUUUACAAUAUAUGCUGCAACAAUAAACCCUCGAAAUGAUGUACAAUUAAAUACAAAUGGACAUACAGAUUUACCAGCUGUGUAUACUUAUUUACUUCGAUAUGUUUAG
Rotaria socialis is the source of this 3141-nucleotide messenger RNA. The record is from the annotation of a GenBank genome assembly. NCBI's taxonomy places the organism in Eukaryota, Metazoa, Rotifera, Eurotatoria, Philodinida, Philodinidae.